AUGCGACAUCUCCUGGCUGAGAGCGGGCGGUUGCAUGUGAGUCAUGUGAGUCUCCACCCUAAUUCCCUGACCCUGGAAGUGCCUGAGAAAUCCGCAGGGCCUGCGCUGAGAGGUUGCCUGAUGAAAAUCUCAUUGGAUCGCCUUCUCAGCGUUCAGUUUCACAUGCCUCGGCUGCCUGAUGUCUUGGCAUUACUCGAAGGCUUGGCCUUGAGCUCCUGCCGCAGCCUUCGCAAAAUCGUGGAUCGCCAGUCGCGCUGGCGACCGCGGGAGCUGCAGUUCGAGCAGAUGGAGGAAGAACAGCGACGUUCUGCAGCUCGCGUCACAGAGUUGCUGCAACCUGGCUUUGGGAAUCAGUUGCCCAACUUACAACACCUGGAGGGUUCGGUUUUCUCUUUGCUGCUGCGCGCUCGUCAGCAUAGCUUCCCGGCCGAUCAAUCGAAAGGCGCGGCUUCCCCGGACGUCGCUGGCGUCGCUGGCAUCGCUGGCGUCGCGCCGGCGCUGGAAGCUGUGGAUGGCAUCGGUGCGCGGCUCCAAGUCCUCCAUUUGGUGGAUCUCUAUGCCGCCGAUCUGCUGGGGCUACUCCCAAGUGGCACGGAAGGAGCCAUGAGUUCUUCCGCACCCUCCUGUCCCAAGCUUCAAAAGUUGUUCUUGCUCAACCUGCCGUCAGCCCAUCCUGGGCUCACAGCCAAAGUCAUCUGCAAGUUCUUGCCACAAGCGCCGGAGCUCAAAGAACUGCAGUUGGACUUCCAAUACUUUGAUCCCGCUUUGUGGGACCUUGAAGCGCUAGAAGCCCUCAUCGCCAGAGUUCAAGCUGAACCCUCCAAAGUGAGCAAACUGAUUCUGGACUGGUGCCGCCUGGGCGACGCUGGGGUCAAAUGCGUUUGCACUGCCCUGGCGCGUCACGUGCGUGCCAACGCCGGCGUGAAGGAGUUGUCCUUAGCCCACUGCGAACUGAAAGACCUGAGCCACGUCUGCGAGAUGUUGGAGACGCCCCAGCUGGCCCUGACCAGCUUGGAUUUGUCGGCCAACAGCUUUGGGGACGAUGAAGGGGUUAAGUUGGCAAAGUCACUUCCAUUCUCCAGCAUCAAGGAGCUACGGCUGCGCGACUCGCAGGUCUCUGAGCGCAUGCCGGUGAAGACCAAAUGGUCUUGGGGCUGUUGA
Molecule: messenger RNA, 1161 nt
Organism: Cladocopium goreaui
Lineage: Eukaryota; Dinophyceae; Suessiales; Symbiodiniaceae
Source: the annotation of a GenBank genome assembly